Molecule: messenger RNA, 3238 nt
Organism: Hibiscus syriacus
Lineage: Eukaryota; Viridiplantae; Streptophyta; Magnoliopsida; Malvales; Malvaceae
Product: receptor-like protein kinase HSL1
Exons: 2
Coding region: 92-3145 (1017 amino acids)
Biological process (GO): protein phosphorylation
Molecular function (GO): protein kinase activity; ATP binding; protein binding
Source: RefSeq, a predicted model, not a curated record
GUAAUCUCACAAAUCAACGAGUACCUCCGAUCCUCCUCCCCAAGCCAAAGGUCUAACUCGGCUUUUCCAGUUAAUACAAACUGUCCGGAAAAUGUCUCAACUAUGCUUAUACUUUGUCUUCCUUCUCUUCAUCUCCAUAUCCCUCAAAGUAACGUCACAAGACAUAAAUGCCGAGCGAGAUGUUCUUCUCGACCUUAAACGACAACUGGGCAAUCCACCGUCCAUUCAAUCUUGGACCUCGUCUUCCUCGCCGUGCGAUUGGCCGGAGAUCAACUGCACGGCCAACUCCGUCACCGAAGUUCACCUCGCUGACAAAAACAUCACGGUACCAAUUCCUCCGACGAUAUGUGGUCUUAAAAAUCUCACUUUGCUCGACCUUGCUUACAAUUAUAUCCCUGGAGAGUUCCCGCCUCUUUACAAUUGUUCAAAGCUCCAGACCUUAGACCUCUCUCAGAACUAUUUUGUUGGUUCAAUUCCUGACCAGAUUGACCGGUUAUCAACCCUGGUUUACUUGGAUGUAGGUGCCAAUAAUUUCUCGGGCAAUAUUCCACCAAGUAUUGGGAGAUUAUCAAAUUUGCAAACUUUAUACAUGUACCAGAACCUGUUCAACGGAACAUUUCCCAAGGAAAUUGGAAACUUAUCCAAUCUUGAGGUUUUGGGUAUGGCUUAUAACGAGUUUUCUCCCGUGAGAAUACCUCAAGGGUUUGGCCAGUUAAGGAAAUUGAGGUACUUGUGGAUGACAAGGACAAAUCUGAUCGGCCAAAUCCCAGAAAGUUUCAACAAUCUUUCCAGUUUACAACACUUGGACUUGUCUGGAAAUAAUUUGGAAGGUCCAAUUCCUGGUAGGCUGUUUUCGUUGAAUCUAACGCAUGUUUAUCUUUACCACAAUAAGCUGUCCGGUGAGAUACCCAGACCCGUUGAAGCGUUGAAUUUAGUGGAGAUCGAUCUUUCGAUGAAUACGUUGACUGGCUCAAUUCCAGAGGAAUUCGGGAAGUUACAAUAUCUGGACUUCUUAAACCUGUUUUCGAACCGGUUAACGGGAGGGUUGCCAGCAAGCAUUGGCUUUCUGCCUGCCCUGAGAGAUUUUCGUGUUUUUCGGAACAACUUGACCGGCGUUUUGCCGCCGGAGUUCGGCCUUCAUUCGAAGCUUGAAGGGUUUGAGGUGUCGCAGAACCAAUUCAGUGGUCAACUGCCUGAAAAUUUAUGUGCCGGAGGCGUGCUACAAGGAGUGGUUGCUCAUACAAACAAUCUCAGUGGUGAAGUACCAAAGUCGCUUGGGAAUUGUCGCACUUUACGCACGUUUCAGCUUCACAACAACAGGUUCUCAGGUGAGAUCCCUCAAGGUCUAUGGACAACUUUCAAUUUGUCGACAUUGAUGUUAAGUAACAAUUCGUUUUCGGGUGAACUACCGAGUGAACUUGCACUGAAUAUGUCGAGGGUGGAGAUUAGUGACAACAAAUUCUCCGGUGAAAUUCCAGCCACUGUUGCUUCUUGGACAAAUUUGGUCGUCUUUCAGGCUAGCAACAAUUUGUUUUCAGGUAGAAUUCCAAAGGAGAUAACGGCUCUUUCUAGCCUUACAACACUGCUUCUCAACGGUAAUGAUUUUUCUGGUGAAUUACCAUCUGAAAUAAUCUCGUGGAGACAGUUGACUACAUUAGAUCUCUCCAAUAACAAGCUUUCUGGUGAAAUCCCUGCUGCAGUUGGUUCAUUGCCUAACCUGCUUAACUUGGAUUUAUCAGAAAACCAAUUCUCCGGUGAAAUUCCUCUCGGAAUUGGCAAUCUAAGGCUGACUUCACUCAACUUGUCAUCUAAUAAACUCGUUGGGAGGAUCCCGAGUCAGUUCGAUAACCUUGCAUAUGAAAACAGUUUUCUGAACAAUGCCGAUCUAUGUGCAGAUGAUCCAAUACUUAGGCUGUCGGACUGUAAUUCCGAACUCCAUGAAUCCAAGGGGUUGUCCUCUAGACAUAUUUCCAUCAUUCUACCAUUCGUUAUCCUUUUUUCCCUAGCUAUCCUUGUGUUGAGCUUCUUCAUAGUUCAAGACUAUCGGAGAAAAAAGCGCAGACAGUAUCUAGCAACAUGGAAGUUGACCUCAUUUCAGAGAUUGGAUUUCACGGAAGGGAAAAUAUUGUCCGGUUUGACAAAUGACAAUCUCAUAGGAAGUGGUGGAUCGGGGAAAGUUUACCGAAUUAUCAUUAACCCUUCGAAUGAGUACGUUGCUGUGAAGAAAAUUUGGAACACCAAGAAACUGGAUUACAAGCUCGAGAAAGAGUUCUUGGCAGAAGUUGAAAUACUAAGCAGCAUUCGACAUUCCAACAUAGUGAAGUUAUUGUGUUGCAUUUCCAGUGAAGAUUCAAAGCUUCUGGUAUAUGAGUACAUGGAGAAUCAUAGUCUUGAUAGAUGGCUUCACAGGAAUAAGAAGUCGUCAGUGUCAGGGUCGGGCUCAGUUUAUCAAACUGUCUUGGAUUGGCCAACACGGUUGCGAAUUGCUGUUGGAGCUGCUCAAGGGCUAUGCUAUAUGCACCAUGAGUGCCCAACACCAAUCAUCCAUCGCGAUGUGAAGUCGAGCAAUAUUUUAUUAGACUCUGAAUUCAAGGCGAAAAUUGCAGAUUUCGGACUUGCUAAGAUGCUAACUAGGCAUGCAGGUUCUCACACAAUGUCCGUAGUUGCAGGAUCUUUCGGUUACUUUGCCCCAGAGUACGCAUAUACAACGAAAGUAAAUGCAAAGGUAGAUGUUUACAGCUUUGGCGUAGUACUCUUGGAGUUGGUGACAGGAAGAGAAGCCAAUAACAUAGAUCAGAAUAUGAACCUAGUCGAAUGGGCGUGGCAUCACUUCUCAGAGGAUAAGCCAAUAACUGAAAUACUUGAUCCGGAGUUGAGAGAAUCGUCUUACUUGGAGGACAUGAUAAUGGUGUAUAAGAUAGGAAUCAUGUGUACACGUGCAUCUCCCUCUACUAGGCCUUCCAUGAAGGAAGUAUUGCAUGCCCUUCGUAGCUGUUGUCCGGAGGAUGGUCAGGGAGCCAAAAAAAAGAUUACCGACAUCGAUAUGGCUCCACUUCUUGGCAGUGUCACUGGCACUUACCUUUCCAGUUACAAGAACAGUAAGAAGGGAUUCGAGGAAGACGACAGCGUGAUUUUCGAUGUCUGAUCGACCAUGUGAAAUGCCUGCUCCAUAUGCACGGUCACGUGCAAAGGAUUCACUUAUGUAGGAGCUUUGCUGGUUUAGUUCCACACCAAGAAA